UUUAGUAGAUCUAUUUCGGCACACACUUCCGGUUACAACUUGUGUCAAACAAAUUAACGUAACGUAAAAUGACUUAUUUGUAACUUGAUGUAGUCUAGACCCUUUACUAAUCUAGAGUAGUCUAGAUCUAAAAGUAGAAAUUCCACCAUGGUGAAAUUUGUUGCCACAACAAGUCUGUUUAAAUAUACCUGGGAACAAGUUGCAAUAAGUUUUUGGCAGCGUUAUCCCAAUCCUAAUAGUAAGCAUGUACUGACUGAAGAUGUUAUCUCGCGUCAGAUUGAUGGGGACAAAAUCAUCUCAAGGCGUAUGCUCACCAAGACCAAUAAAAUCCCCAAGUGGGGAGAGAAGUUGGUGGGUCAGAACAAGAAUGUAUUAAUUGUGGAAGAGUCUGUUGUCGACAUGUCCCAAAAAACUGUUACUACUUACACACGAAAUUUAGGUCUUCAAAAAAUCAUGAGUAUUGAAGAAAAAUGUGUUUAUAAGAUCAACCCAGAGAAUCCAGCAUGGACGAUAUGUGAAAGAACAGCAUUUGUCUCCUCUUGUGUGUUUGGUGUAGCCAGUGCCUUAGAAGUGUUUGGUGCAAAGAGAUUCCAAAGCAAUGCCAAAAAAGCCACUCAGGGUUUAGACUUUGUCCUUACAUCAUUAUUCCGAUCGGAUCAUCUCAAAGACCACCCACUACUUGUGAGCACAAAAAUAAAAGACACGGCACGCAAAGCAGCUGAGAUGGCCAAAUCCAAAGCACCGCCCAUUUUAUCAAGAGCAUCUUCAACUUAAUAGCUUUGACAUUGACUUUUAGACAUUUGUAACUCGUAAAUGGCAUCACACAGCAAAAUGUCUCAGAGUAGCAAAGCUGACGAUAUGUUAUUGAUGUAAUGGCAAUAUUUCCUAACAGUUUUUAAAUACAAAUAGAAAUUAAUCUCAGGCAUAAGUUAAUGUAUUGAUUAACCCUUUAACCAUAUUGAUUAACCUUAUUGCAUUUUAACUUCAUAGUUUGUCCUUCUACCUAUUCCAUUGAAUUGGACUACAUCUGAAAGUACCAUUUUAGUGAGUCACCUGCUGUGUGGAGUAUUUGUGCCAUGGGAUAAACAAAAACAGUUUAUUAAAUGAAUUAUUUCUGAAUGAGAAUAUCAUUGACGUUGGUAGAUAAAGUAUGAAUUUUAACAAAGUGUUCUGAAAGAUAGACAUACUGUUCCAGAGUGUAGACUAAGGCAGCUUGUUUUAAAUGCUUGAAUAAUAUUAUGUGAGAAAAGGUUUGUUUAAAUCCACUAUAGUCUUUAUAAUUACUACUUACAAUGUGAAAUCUAAUAAAUUAAGAUAGCUUUUAAUCCCUAAAAGCCAGUCUCUAACUUUUAUAUUAUUUUUUUUAAAGAAAAUUUCAUUUGGACAAAAAUUAUUAUUAAAGAGUAUUAAUUUAAAUCUUGUAACUUGAAUACAUUUUCAAUGUUUGUAAUAAUUGUUUUAAUUAUUUUUUGUUUCUCCAAUAAUGUUUUUAACUUUUAGCUAGUUAAAUAAAUUUAACUGUGCUAAAUGUAGUAUACUCGUUGGUAUGUCUAUUAUAUAAAGUAUCCUCUAGUGGAAGAUAUGUUACUUUGUUAGCAUUGACCAUGAGUAAGGUAAGUGUUUCACAAUUUUUCUGAGUUAAUGAAUUUUUGCCAAAAUGUAUUUUGUGAUUGAAGAUGUAUACAAGGCAAGCAGAUAUCAGCAUUUUUUAGGUACAUACCAUAAUAACAUGUAUUAAAACAAGUAAUAUUAAUUGAUACACCUGUAUCUACUUACAAAUUUAGUUUUUUUUAUAUGACUCUAUGUAGUUGAUAGCAUUCGACAAAGAUAAACCUUCUUAGUCACUGCCACUUUUCAUAUAUAUAUAUUUUUGUUAGCAUUCCAUUUCACUUAGCAAUGUUAACAUUGAAAGAAAGGGUGGAGAAUUCAGAUGAUAAAAUGACUUCAAUAUCAUAAUUAUUAUUCUUAGUCAGACGGGCUGAUGUAGUACCAUACAAUAAUACAUUUUGUUAUUGAAUACCAAAUAACCAAUGCCAGGGUUUGCUUUGAUGGGCAUGUUUUUUUUUCCCCUCCCAACAAUUCAUUCAAUAUUUGAGAUCUGAGUGUUUUAGAAGCAUGAGUGCCAAUAAUAUAGGAAUUUAUGCUUGAAUAGUGAUUGUUUGCUAGACACAUUACACCUUCAUAUUAUGGUGUCUUGAUAAGAAGAAAAAUUUUACAGAUGUCCUUUAGUAUUGCAGACUUGAAAAGCUGACACAUUUCCUGUCAACACAUUCUUGAGGCAACUUCUGGUUGAUUACUUUGGUCUAGCUUGACAUUUUUGUAAUGUUUGUAUAUUUGAAUUACAAUUUCUUUUUUAUUUCUAUUCUCCAUUAUUCAAGUGCUUUAAUUUUCACCUGUGAAAUAAUUUGUGAUUGAUAAAUUUGAUCCUUUUGAAACAGCAA
Molecule: messenger RNA, 2441 nt
Organism: Biomphalaria glabrata
Lineage: Eukaryota; Metazoa; Mollusca; Gastropoda; Planorbidae
Product: PRELI domain-containing protein 1, mitochondrial-like
Exons: 4
Coding region: 148-774 (208 amino acids)
Biological process (GO): phospholipid transport
Cellular component (GO): mitochondrial intermembrane space
Molecular function (GO): phosphatidic acid transfer activity
Source: RefSeq, a predicted model, not a curated record